AAACAACGUCACGCCGGUGUCCGGGCACAGGACAGGCGCUCAGUUGGCCAGCAGUCGGGCGAUCGUGCGUUUAAAUGCCAUUUCAUUGGUUGCGAGAAAGCAUACAAACGAUCAGGUGAUCUGCAAAGACACCGAUUGAUACACUCGGGCGACAAACCAUUCAAAUGCCCGUUUGUUGGCUGCGACUACCGGUGCGUUCAGCGCCAUCGGCUGAGCGCUCACACUAACCGACAUCUGGGUGUCCGGCCGUACGUAUGCGCUGUCGACGAGUGUCGCAAAGCGUUUCUCUCUAAAAGUAACUUAAAAGAACACCGAUUGGUCCACUCGGACGCCCGGCCCCACCCGUGCCCUCACCCGCGCUGUACUCAACGGUUCAAAACUAUGACAAGGCUUUGCAACCAUCGGGUGGCUGUUCACCAA
Messenger RNA from Medioppia subpectinata, 420 nucleotides. The record is from the annotation of a GenBank genome assembly. NCBI's taxonomy places the organism in Eukaryota, Metazoa, Arthropoda, Arachnida, Sarcoptiformes, Oppiidae.